Solanum dulcamara is the source of this 856-nucleotide messenger RNA. RefSeq names its product latex serine proteinase inhibitor-like. The record is from RefSeq and is a predicted model, not a curated record. The transcript has 2 exons. NCBI's taxonomy places the organism in Eukaryota, Viridiplantae, Streptophyta, Magnoliopsida, Solanales, Solanaceae. Bases 62 to 697 code for a protein of 211 amino acids. Gene Ontology annotation, molecular function: endopeptidase inhibitor activity.
UAACAAAAAAUCCAUACAACCUACAUAGUAAGAAAUAAACCAAAAAAAAUAAAAAUUAAGGAUGAAGAUCAUCGUACUCUUUUUAUCACUUGCAUUUCUUUUCUUGUCUACCGUAGCCACUUGUACCACUGAUACACCAAAUAAAGAAUUUCCAACUAUAAAAGACACAGAGGGUAAUCCCCUAAACAAAAACUCAAGGUACUUUAUAGUUUCGGCUACAUGGGGAGCUGGCGGCGGAGGCGUUAAGCUUGCUAAUCUCGGAAAUCAAGAUCAGAACAACUGUCCCACAUCGGUGGUGCAAUUCCGAAAUGACCUUGAUGAUGGUAAAGCAGUCUACAUCAUACCUAAUCAUCACAAACAUGAUAUCAUUACUGAGAAGUCUACCGUACACAUCAAAUUCUAUCUUGAUUCUCCGACUUGUUCUGACUAUGCCAUGUGGAAGGUCGACAACUUUCCUGAACCCGCGGAGAAAUACCCUAUAAGCACAGGUCGUUCCAGGAACAUGAACGUCCAAUUUCAGAUUAGGUCACUCAGUGACUCGACGUAUAAGCUAGUGUUUUGUCCCCAAGGAAAUAAACUUACUUGCCAAAAUGUUGGCAUUGCUUCCGAAAAUGGAUUUAACCGUUUGGUUCUCACAGAGAAUGCAAAGGCAUUUGUGUUCAAAAAUGAAAAGAGAAUCGGGAUGUCAAUCGUGUAAUCUUCAAAACCUUAUGAGACUAUUUCAAAUUAAAUAAUGUAAGAGCUAUGUAAUGCAGGGCCUUAGUGCUUAUGCAUGCUAUGUUUUGUAGAUGAAAAUAAAAUAAAAUAAAUAAAUAAUGUAUCGUAUGACCAUGCAUGCUUUAUUUGUUCCAUGUGA